Molecule: messenger RNA, 714 nt
Organism: Bathycoccus prasinos
Lineage: Eukaryota; Viridiplantae; Chlorophyta; Mamiellophyceae; Mamiellales; Bathycoccaceae
Exons: 2
Coding region: 1-714 (237 amino acids)
Source: RefSeq, a predicted model, not a curated record
AUGUUCGCUUUGUCAUCAUCGUGCAUCGCCGCUUCUUCUUCGACGAGGAGGACUUCGAAAAGCUCUUUGAGGAGACGAAGAAACGAAGGACCCGUUUGUUUCGUCUCCUCCAAAUCUGGAUUGGAAAUUGACAGCGCUGAAAAAACGAAGAAAUCAUCAUCAUCAUUUUCAUCAUCGAUCCAAAACACAUUUUCUUCAGCUUCUCUCAAAGCGUGUAGUCUUUCCACGUCUUUCUUCCUCUUCCAAACAGAAAACGCGUUCGCAGCCUCGGCGGAUGCGGAGGAGUUGAAACAAUUCCUAAUCGGGUUUUGGAACUUUCGAACCGGGGACGUGACGUCGAUUUUGUUAUACACGGUCGCGCCGAUCGCGCUGCCGUAUCUGAUUUUCAGUCAGCUCACGAAACAAAAGCAGGAAAAACAGAUUGAAAUCUUAGAGCAAGGCGGAUGGGUCGAGUUUAUGCGCGAAAGAGAGUUGGACGUGAACAUUUUAACGUUGGUCCAAAUCAACGCGUUCGUCGCGGCGGCGGAGAAAGGAGUUUUAGACGACGCGAUGGUGGCUGAGUUUGUGAGACAGCUCAAGUUGAACGAACAGUGGAAAAAGAGUACGAUUAACGUGGAGGAUCCGAGAGCGGCGGCGGCGACGAGACGGGCGAGAGCGGAAGCCAUCCUCGAGGCGAGAGAGGAAAGAGCAAAGCAAGAGUCGUCGUCUUCGUAA